This is a messenger RNA of Plasmodium gallinaceum, 1035 nucleotides long. RefSeq names its product SRR1-like protein. Gene Ontology annotation, biological process: microtubule-based process. The record is from RefSeq and is a predicted model, not a curated record. The coding region runs from base 1 to 1035 and encodes 344 amino acids. NCBI's taxonomy places the organism in Eukaryota, Apicomplexa, Aconoidasida, Haemosporida, Plasmodiidae. The transcript has a single exon. Gene Ontology annotation, cellular component: cytoplasm; nucleus.
AUGGAAAAUUGGGUUUUAGUUAAAAAUAAAUAUAAAUUGAAAAAAAAUAAAAACAAAAAAAUAGAAGAAUUAUAUAUUAAUAAAGAAGAAGAAAAAUAUUUGACUUAUAAUACAGAAAAUUAUAAAGAAAAUUUAGAUAGUGAUAAAAAACAUAUAGAAAGAAUCUAUAAUGAAAUAAAAAAAGUAAUAUCAUCUUUAGAGAAAAGUAUUUUUUUUAUAAAUUUUCAAAAAAAGUUUAAUGAGAUAAAUAGAAAUAAUAUUAACAUUGGAGUAAUUUGUUUAGGUUUAGGAUCUUUAACUGAUAUAAACUCCAAUAAUAAAAAAUCAUGUUUUUAUCAAUUGAGUUUUAUAUUAUUAUUAAAAAAAAUAUAUAAAAUUGAUAACAUAUAUAUAUAUGAUCCUAAAAUUACAAAAAUAGAUAAAAAUAUUUAUAAUAAAUUUAACAUAGAAAUAUUAACUUGUCUUCAAAAGAAUUAUAUAAAACAUCAAAAUACAGAAGAAGAAGAAGAUAAAAAUAAUAAUUUUAAAGAAAAAAAUAAUUAUGAUAAAAAUAUUAAGACAAUCAGAAUUACAAAUCAAAAUGAAAAAAUUUUAUUAUUUAUGCCACAUUGUGAUAUAAAUUUAUAUGGAGAAAUUUUAUAUUAUAUUUUUAUGUAUGAAAAAUUAAUUUACCAAAAUGCUCAUUUUUUUAUUCAUUUAGAAAAUAUUAUUUUUCUUGGUAACAGUUUUGAUUAUUAUAAAGAUCACAUUUAUUUGUAUAAACCUUUAGGAUUACCUUCUUGUAUUCUUCAAAUGCUAUGUGAAUAUGAAAAACAUUUAAAUAUUAAAAUAAAUCAAAUAAUUGUAAAUAAAUUAAAAAAUCAUUUUAAAGAAGCUCAUUUUAUAUUUUAUAUUCUCAACUAUUCAAAAGAAAUUAAAUUCCCAAUAUUUUAUGAAUUUAUAUCUGCUUUUAAUGAUUUAUCGAUUACAUUAUUUAAUAAAAUAAAUAAUAAGUUAAUUUUUUGGUCAAAUGUUUAUAAAAAUUUGAUUGAUUAA